AUGAAUGAAAAAAUUCAUUCGACCUUAAGAAUUAAAGAAAUUGUGGAAUAGGCAAAAAUAUCGAUAGUUAAGUUAAUAUCCAUAAGAAACAAAGAAGUCACUACAAUCUAUGAAUUGAUUCUUGGUUUGAAUAACCUGCAAAUUCUGAUUAUUUCGAAUAACAAAAUAUAAAUAAUAACAUAAAGCAUAUAGAGUUUAAUCAAUUUGAAAGUAGUUCAUGCAUCAGAUUGUAACUUACAAGAUCAAAAUAUUGAGAAUGAUUUUUUCGAAUUAGAUUCAUUAAAAGAAUUUAAUAUGACCAAGAAUCAAUUAUCAAUUAUCGACAGAUUUACAUCUUUAUUUAACUUAUGUUGUUGGAUUUAUCCAAUAAUGAAAUCUUAGAAUUCCAUAGAAUAUGGAAAAUUGUUUAAGCUUAAAUUUGGAGUUUAAGAGACAAUCAUUGGAAUUAUCUUCUUGUUCAAAUUGAAACAAUUUAAAUCCUUAAUAAAAGUUAAAUUUAGAAUACUCUUGAAGAUCCAUAUGGAGUACUAAAAUAACGUAAUCCUGAGCCAAUAUUCUAAUAAGGAAUAUUUUGAAGAAUAAAAUUAAUAAUGA
This is a messenger RNA of Paramecium tetraurelia, 594 nucleotides long. RefSeq lists its product as uncharacterized. Lineage: Eukaryota; Ciliophora; Oligohymenophorea; Peniculida; Parameciidae. The transcript has a single exon. The record is from RefSeq and is a predicted model, not a curated record.